AUGAGACGGGCUCAGGAAAAAGGUAGAAAAAGGAGGCAAGCAGCGGCUACGUGUCAACGGCUGGACAGUUUUCUAGUUCCGAAAAGGGCACGUGAUCAACUUGUGACUCCUGAUCCAGAUUUUACACAGCUGGUUGCAGUAGACGAUCAACUAACACCGACUUCCAGUGAGUGCUGUAGUGGUAGUGUAGAAAGAGUAGGGUCGUCCUCUACCGCCACGCAUGUCGAGUCUUUGCGCAACACAUGCUGUGAAGUUUACGACAACGAGGCUCAGCGUGCAGCCGUCGCAGGAGGCAAUCAGCAAUGCCAUCAUGCUAAUACUUCUGAUCAUGAUUUAGUGGAUGAUAUUGGCAAAUUGUUUUUCAAAGCCAAGUCUCCUGUCGAUUUCUGCAAGUCCAUGCAGGCUCUGGGUGCUGCGGAGAAGUACAACCUACUGACAAAUCACAAAAAGCCUCGUGCCGACCAAGUUUUUCCUCCGACAUGUAUUGGUGGCCGCAACCGAGCUUUUCGUCCAGUUUGGCUAUCAGAACACCCGUGGAUGGUUUACAGCGAGCGAGUGGAUGGUGUCUUUUGCAUUGCUUGUGGAAUUUUCGUUGCUAAAGUGUCCAAGGGGAAGUUUGUAUGCAAGCCUUUUCGUGAUUGGAACAAGAAAGGAGAAAAAGCAAAGGAGCACGAGCAGUGCUUAUACCAUCAUCAAGCCAUUGAGCAAGCUGACAACUUCAAGCGAACCUUGGAGAAUCCAGAUACUACCAUUACUGCACAGUCGGACACCCGCAGGGCGGCCAAUGUCGCGCGUAAUCGUGCUGUCCUGAAGUCCAUUGCUUCUGCUGUGUUGUACUGCGCCAGACAGUGCAUUGCUUUACGUGGAGACGCAGAGAGUGUGGAAUCACCUGGAAAUCCAGGUAAUUUUCUUUCUUUGCUGAGGCUACUGGCAGUGCACGAUGAAGAGUUAAGAAGGCACCUGGAAAUUCCUAAAAUGCGAUGUGCAACUUAUCUUUCUCCUCAAACACAAAAUGAGCUGAUUAAAGUCAUGGGAAAGCACAUCCUCUUACAGGGAAUAAUAGGUGAUUUGACAGCUGCGCCCUUUUACGCCAUCCUUGCUGACGAGGUAACUUCGCAUAACGUUGAGCAUCUUGCCAUCUGCGCCAGGUUUGUUGACAGAAGUACUAAAGAGGUCAGAGAAGAGUUUUUAACGUUUUUGAAGUUGGACAGAAUUACUGGGGAGCGGAUUUCAGAUGGUAUCUUUGGCUUUCUGGAAGAGAAUAACAUACCACUUGCUACUAUGCGUGGUCAGGGCUACGACGGCGCCAGCAACAUGUCUUCAGAUCGAGUGGGUGUCCAGGCCAGGAUUAGACAUAAAGCUCCUUUAGCCACCUACGUACACUGCAGUGGCCACUGCCUUAACCUUGUGAUAAGCAAGUCAUGUGCUCUUCCAGAAGUACGUAAUGUGAUCGAUUGCGUUAAAAAAUGCAGCCGUUUCUUUCUCAAUAGUCCAAAGAGAAGUGGUGUUCUAGAAAUGAUCAUCAACCACAAUGUGGUCAAUGAAGAGAGGAGGAAGCCACUGAUCGAUCUGUGCAAGACGCGAUGGGCUGAGCGGCAUUCGGCUUAUCAGCACUUCUACCAAGGGUACGUAUUUGUGAUCGAAGCUCUAGAGAUGAUAGCUUUCCGCUAUCACUUGGAGAAAUAUGGGGCUACGUAUGCUGACUGGGACUAUGCAGGCCGCAAUGAAGCACAGCAGAUUCUGGCCAGUGUUACUUCCUUUCAGUUUGUUGUUGUGUUUGUGACGAUAUAUCAGUACUUAUCACACCUUUCGGGCAUUACCGUAAAGCUGCAGAGCAAAGCUGUUGAUAUCGUGAAAGCGCAUAACAUGAUAUCUGAAAUUGUGAGGACCUACAACAGCGAGCGCGCAAAUGUUGAAAGCAGCUUUUCUCAAAUCUACAAAGUUAGUUCAGACAUGGCGAAAAAGGUUGGAAGUACAAUUGCAAUGCCUCGCAUUGCAGCAAGGCAACAAAAUCGCAGCAAUAUUCCAGCUGCUUCUGUUCAAGAGUAUUUCCAGAGAAAUGUUGCAAUUCCCUUUCUUGAUCAUGUAAUUAUUAGCAUCAACCGGCAGUUCUCAAAGUCGGCAGUCACAGCCAUUUCCCUACUUGGUCUUGUACCAAGUAUCUUAUGUUCGCAAGAUGUCAACCUGGAAGAGGCGCUGAUCAAGUACAGAGAUGAUCUGCCAUCGCCUGAAUUGAUGGACGCGGAACUCAGGCGCUGGAGGAACAGGUAUAUGGCGAUGCUCCCUGAGAAGAGACCGUGCUCACCAGCAAAAGCCAUCAAAGAAUGUGACGCCAUUGACUUCCCAAACAUCUCAGUUCUUUUGACCAUCGCCUGUACCAUACCUGUCACCUCGUGUGAAUGUGAGAGAAGCGCCAGUGCUUUACGACGCCUAAACAACUAUAUGCGCGCAUCCAUGGCUAAGGACAGAUUGUCUCAUCUUGCUCUCCUUCACAUCCACUACGAUGUACCAAUAGAUCUUGACAACGUAGUCGAUUAUUAUGCUCGCCUUCACCCUCGCAGACUCGAACUUGACUCGGUACUGUUACACUAA
This is a messenger RNA of Corticium candelabrum, 2592 nucleotides long. Its product is annotated as 52 kDa repressor of the inhibitor of the protein kinase-like. The coding region runs from base 1 to 2592 and encodes 863 amino acids. The record is from RefSeq and is a predicted model, not a curated record. Gene Ontology annotation, molecular function: protein dimerization activity. The transcript has a single exon. NCBI's taxonomy places the organism in Eukaryota, Metazoa, Porifera, Homoscleromorpha, Homosclerophorida, Plakinidae.